This is a messenger RNA of Colletotrichum acutatum, 1104 nucleotides long. Its product is annotated as Dcp1-like decapping family protein. Bases 208 to 948 code for a protein of 246 amino acids. Gene Ontology annotation, biological process: deadenylation-independent decapping of nuclear-transcribed mRNA; positive regulation of catalytic activity; deadenylation-dependent decapping of nuclear-transcribed mRNA. Gene Ontology annotation, cellular component: P-body. The transcript has a single exon. NCBI's taxonomy places the organism in Eukaryota, Fungi, Ascomycota, Sordariomycetes, Glomerellales, Glomerellaceae. Gene Ontology annotation, molecular function: enzyme activator activity; mRNA binding. The record is from RefSeq and is a predicted model, not a curated record.
CUUCACCUUGCUCACCUUACACCUGACAACCUAAGUCGACAACACCACAACCUUCAACUUCACGAUAUCUGCUCGUCUCCUUUCCCGAAAACACUCGCCAACCCCAAAGACUCACGAAUCGACGCUACUACUCCAAGACAAGAACAUUAACACGACGCUGAGCUCGCACUUCCGCGCAACACAACACACACAUCACCACCACCACAAAUGUCCCGGUCAACCCCCCGCCGACGCGGCGGCGCCCACGCCCGUCACUCCUCCCAAGGCAACCCAAUCUCAGGCCCUCGCCCAGUCCAAUCCGACUACGAAUCCGACGCGGCGCACUACAUCGACUCCCACCCCGUCCCGGACCCGAACCCAGCCCUCCUCAACCGCACAAACACGGACCUCAACCUCUCCGUCCUCCGCCGCUACCUCCCCUCCAUAAACUCAACCCUCUCCAUCGCCGCCAACGCCGUCGUCUACACCUUCAACCCCACCCUUCCGGGCUGGGACAAGACGGGCAUCGAGGGGACCUAUUUCCUCUGCAUGCAGGAUCCCGUCCCCGGCGCGUCACGACCGAAUCCGAGAGCGUGUAUCUUUGUGCUCAACCGCCGCGGCCUGGAGAAUGUGAUUCUCGAUCUGAACGAGGUGGAUGACUUUGAAGUCAUGGACGAGAUCUACAUCUUUCGCCUCCGCGGGACAAGCGAGGAGGCGGCAGAGGGAACGAACAAAGUCAUGGGCAUCUGGAUCCACGCAGACAAGGAGGACACGCGCGUUAUGAACGCCGCCCUCAUCUCCGAGACGCUGAAACACGUCCGCCUCGCCGAGGAGCAGAAUGCCGUGGCUGGUAUCGGUGGCCCCGGUGGCCCAGGCGGCGAAGAGGAGCUGGGCCCCGCGAUGCAGGCCAUAGGCCGGAAGCUGAGCUUGAGCGACCUGUUUGGCGCGCACAAUGGCCUACAGGGCUAGGAGCCCGCUGUUUAUGCUGCGGGGAUCAAGGCGCGGGAGUCUUCGGUGAGGGGAUGGGGUGUUGCGGAGGCGUCUAAUGUGUGGGGAAUGGCAAAGAUUUGCCUGCGUGGAACUGAGAUGAAGAAUCUUCAGAGGCGUUGAAGUUGAUGCUGAUGC